GGAGAGAUAACCAGCUCUCGAACCUCUCCGGGAUCCAGCUUCCGCUCUGCCCGAAGCCUCGCAGAGCUCCGCAGGACUCGACUCGUGCGGCAAGUUCAGCGGGAUCUUCAGCGAGAAGACAGGACUACUAACAGGAAACUCUUAUGAAGGUAAAAUAAAGCAAAAGCUGCUAUGGAGAAUCACGUCACACAGAUUUCCAGAGAUGACCUGGACGAUCUCAGGGAUGCCUUCAAUAGAAUUGAUGUUGAUAACAGCGGCUAUGUGAGCGACUUUGAGCUGCAGGAGCUGUUCAGAGAGGCGAAUUUCUGCCUCCCGGGGUACAAAGUGCGAGAGAUUGUCGAGAUUUUCAUCGCUGGAGACACCAACAAGGACGAGAAGAUCAGCUUUGAUGAAUUUGUUUCUAUCUAUCAAGAACUCAAAAGCAAGGAGCUCAGUGAGACGUUUAGGAAAACUGUCAGGAGAAGAGACGGGAUCCGUUCUUUUGGAGGAACAUCAGGAAACUCCAGCGAGGGAACGCAGCACUCCUACUCUGAUGAGGAGAAGGUGGCCUUUGUCAACUGGAUUAACAAAGCCCUGGCAAAAGACCCGGACUGCCAGCACCUGCUGCCCAUGAACCCUGACGACGAAAGCCUCUUCACCUCUGUGCGCGAUGGCAUCCUGUUAUGCAAAAUGAUCAACCAUUCUCAGCCUGACACGAUUGACGAAAGAGUCAUCAACACCAAGAAACAUGCCACUUUCAAAAUGACAGAGAAUCUGGUUCUGGCUCUGAACUCAGCUUCAGCAAUCGGUUGUACGGUGGUGAGCAUCGACGCCCAUGAUCUGAUGGCUGGGAAACCCCAUCUGGUCCUGGGCCUGCUCUGGCAGAUUAUCAAGGUCGGCCUCUUUGCCGAUAUAGAAAUCGGCAAGAACGAAGGUCUGAUUGGCCUUAUGACGGAUAAGGAGAAUCUGGACGAGCUGAUGUCUCUCUCCCCUGAGGAGCUGCUGCUCCGCUGGGUCAACCGCCAUCUACGCAACGCAGGAACGGACACCAUCAGCAACUUCAGUGAAGAUAUUAAGGACUCGCGAGCAUAUUUCCACCUGUUGGAACAGAUCUCUCUCCAAGAAGAGCAAGAAUACAAAUUGAAAGUAAAGAUCGACAUGAGCGGCCUUAGUGUGCGUGAUUUGGACCAAAGGGCCGAGCUGAUGCUGCAGCAGGCGGCCCGGCUGGACUGUAGACAGUUUGUGUCUCCUCAUGACGUCACAUCUGGCAACAGCAAACUCAACAUCGCUUUUGUGGCCAACCUGUACAACAUGCAUCAUGGUGUUCAGAAGGAGAUCAAUGGCGGCAACAGCAUAGGAACCAUCCACGUAGAGCCUGAGACCAAUGAAGAGAAAACAUUUAGAAACUGGAUGAACUCUCUGGGCGUCUCUCCACGUGUCAACCACCUAUACUGGGACCUGUGUGAUGGUUUGAUCAUCAUGCAGCUUUAUGAGAAGGUCAAUGUGCCUGUGAACUGGAAGAAAGUCAACAACCCACCUUAUCCUGUCCUGGGGGCCAAUAUGAAGAAGCUGGAGAACUGCAAUUAUGCGGUGAAGCUGGGCAGGGAUGAAGCUCGCUUCUCUCUCGUCGGCAUCGGAGGAGAAAACCUGAACGAGGGGAGCAGAAUGCACACCCUGGCGCUGGUCUGGCAGCUGAUGAGGAGGUACACCAUGUCGGUCCUGCCAGAUGCGGGUCAAGGUGGCGAUAAGGUCGAAGACCAGGUCAUCCUUAACUGGGUCAACAACACCUUGAGCCAAAAACGAAAGGACACACAGAUUAGCAGCUUCAAGGACAAACUGAUCAGCACCAGUCUGCCGGUGAUUGACCUGAUUGACGCUAUCGCCCCUGGUACCGUGAAGUGGGACAUGGUGAAGAGGGCCCAGAAAGGAGUGCUGAAGGAAGCCGAUAAACUGAACAACGCAAAGUACGCAAUCUCACUGGCACGUAAGAUCGGAGCUCGUGUCUACGUGCAGCCUGAGGAUUUGGUGAAAGUGAAUCCCAAGAUGGUGCUGACGCUGUUUGCCUCCCUCAUGGGCCACGGUUUAAAUAAGGCCAAGCGCUGAAACAGACUGGACCGAGUCACCUGGAAACCAACAACACAUACAUUUUAUUUCUCUGCGCUUUUUCUUUCCUCUCCCCACAUGAUUUUCUCAUCUAAACUUUCUGUGAUCAGAGCAAGACGCUGUGUUAUUCUCUGUUUCUCUUGUUAUGCAAUUGAUGAGCUUAUCUAAAGUUGGAAAUAAUUGUUCAUCAGCAUUUGCAUUUUUUUGUCGACUGUGAUCUAUCAAAACAAGCUCUGAAUUCUUCUUUCUGUAACAUAUUUGAUGUUGAAUUAUUUCUGUUUACUGCUACACAAAAAUAAAAGGAGAUACUGCAAAAGGAAAAGUAGAAUCAUACACACACUGUGUACCUGUAAAUGUUGUGCAUUGAAUAUUGCUAUUUAAUUAUUAAAGAUAAUCUAUUAAAUGUAAUGGAAAACCGUGUGUUUGUUGUGUCUGGAUAAUAAAGAAAAGAAAAGAAAGCCAUUAUACUCAUGUGGAUUAAG
Messenger RNA from Pungitius pungitius (ninespine stickleback), 2564 nucleotides. RefSeq names its product plastin-1-like. NCBI's taxonomy places the organism in Eukaryota, Metazoa, Chordata, Actinopteri, Perciformes, Gasterosteidae. Gene Ontology annotation, molecular function: actin filament binding; calcium ion binding. Gene Ontology annotation, biological process: actin filament network formation; actin filament bundle assembly. The transcript is spliced from 16 exons. Bases 172 to 2082 code for a protein of 636 amino acids. Gene Ontology annotation, cellular component: actin filament; cytoplasm; actin filament bundle. The record is from RefSeq and is a predicted model, not a curated record.